Messenger RNA from Prorocentrum cordatum, 954 nucleotides. NCBI's taxonomy places the organism in Eukaryota, Dinophyceae, Prorocentrales, Prorocentraceae. The record is from the annotation of a GenBank genome assembly.
AUGGCUUUCUCGCCGGCAGCGAAGAAGCGCAAGGGCGACAACGCGGCCAGCGUCGUCGGCAGCCCCGGCGCAGCGUCCGCGCAGAGUGGCGCCCAAGCGCUGAGCCAGCGCGCCGCAGUCGGCAUGUCCCCGAAGGCGCCAGCGAAGAAGCCCAACAGCGCGCCGAUCGAGGUCUUCGUCUGGCUCUACACCAAGUGCGGGUCGGACGUGUUUCCCGGGUUCCCGCAGGCGGAUCUCUUCGGCUUGCGUCUGCGGCACGAGGCUUUCCCCGCGGUGGAUUCGGACAUCCUCGCUUCCUUCAAAAUGUUCCUGGGCGAAAAGAAUGCGGAGAACGACGAUUACCCGGCCGACCUGAAGGAGCUGGAGGACUACGAGCGCAUCAUCAUCUCCCUGACCCAGACGCCCAAGGACGUCGAGGGCCGCCGCGUCCAGACCAACAUGCCGCUCAAGGAGUGGAGCGUCAUGUUCUGGACCGACGAGCCCUUCCACUGCAUGCGUCUCAUCGCGGACUUCUCGUGGUGGAGGGCCCAGCACCGCCGCCCCGCGGACAAGAGCCCCUGGCCGGACCUGAGCACUCUCAAGAUGGUGGUGAACCCAUUCGUCAACGUGUCAAUGGACGGCUUCAACACGGACAACAUCACCAUGCCCAUGACGGUGAUCGACCAGAAGACCGUCUUCUUCGCUUGGGAGGGCCGCACCUUCCCCUACCGCGAGCGCUUCGACUUGAAGCGCAUUGGCCGGGAGGACAACGUUCGCAUAUUGCCCCAGGCCCGCGCGGACGUGAGCAUUGCCGACAACGCAGCCUUCAUUCGCGACGUUUUCAAGCAGGGCGUUCUCCGCGAUCUGUUGGUGCACCUCGUGCUGGAGGAGAGCUCGGUUCCCGCCGACGGGCCCGUCAAGGAACUGCUGGACGAGUUUCGCGGAAACCCGCAGAUUUAUUUCAACGCCUUCUAA